Molecule: messenger RNA, 5934 nt
Organism: Saccostrea echinata
Lineage: Eukaryota; Metazoa; Mollusca; Bivalvia; Ostreida; Ostreidae
Exons: 9
Coding region: 256-3789 (1177 amino acids)
Biological process (GO): establishment or maintenance of cell polarity; regulation of cellular localization; centrosome cycle
Cellular component (GO): apical plasma membrane; nucleus; cell cortex
Molecular function (GO): protein kinase C binding
Source: RefSeq, a predicted model, not a curated record
UACACAAAGCUUGCAAAAAUGGAUAGUGUCGAGUAUGGUUGAAUGACUUGUGCAGUAAAAAUCAAUGACUAACGGAUAAGUGUCAAACUUGCUGAGUGCUUAUUUAAAUGAAACGAUAUGGCACAAUAUUUUCAUUUGUAUAAUAGAUUCAAACAGAAAAUUUAAAGACGUAUGACGGAAUUUAUAUAUCACUUCAUCAUCUUAGAUAGAUUUUUCGCGCACCUGUCGUUGAUAGCUGUGAAAACUUGAAUAACGAUGGAUCCAUUGAGAUUAAAAAGUGGGCUUCCUACACAACAUUCGUAUUACUAUAAACUUAUUAAGUCUGGUAGAAUUACUGGGAAAGCUCGAAACAAGACAGAUUACACGCCGUCAACAGAACCGAAUGUCCAUGAUGACAUUGAGUGUGAGAAUCCAUUUAUUACCACUUCUGUUUCUCCAGGACUGGAAUUACCUGGUGAAAACAGGGAGAAAAUCAAGGCCAAAAAUUAUGCAAUGAGAUCAAAAUCCCUACAGGAUUUAAAAAAUGCCAGACGAGAAACUGGACACAUCAGCCAUCAUGGAAAUGGAAUGGACUCUGAAUAUCUCCAAAACCUUUACAAGAAAUAUCCACACACUUUCCAGAGAAGAAACCCAAAAGAUUCAAGGAGACCCUCAAGGCAAAUGUUCAAUUCUCGUCUUCAUGUUCAUUUUGAUGAUGAAGUUCAUUAUGAUGAUGAUGUUCGCAGUGUUAGUUCAGAGAGACCAGCAGUAACCAAAUAUGACAGAGAAAUGGAGAGGAUUUUUGGGCACCAUAGACAUCCUCGUUCAUGUUUAACAAGUCCCACUCCUUCUUUAAUUCUUGACUCAACAGAGAGGCACCGAGAACAUGUUAGAUUGCCUCCAAAAACCAAGUCUUAUACUCUGCCAAAUCGUCCUAUGCACCAUGAAGGCAAUGGAGAGGUAUCUGGACCACUGAAAUUUCAAAGAGCCAGCCAAUCAGAAAGUGAUUAUGGCUCAGAUCGUAUAAAAUUGUUAGAACUAGAACUUGAAAGGAAAGAAAAGCAGAUACAGAGUUACAGACGUAGACUGGAGUUCCAGCAACAUAUUCCUCACAGUACCAAUGGUACCUUAUCUGACUCCUCACAUUGGAGAGUUCUUAGUCCAGAUUCCCCUCCUGAUAGUGCCAUUGAUGUUGACUCCUCCUCUGUACAGUCCUCCAACUUGGGCCCCUCACACCUGUCACCCAGAAAUGAUCAUCUACCUUACCACACUGGUCAGCUGAAUCAAGAAUUCUCCCCUAAAGAGAGAAAAUAUGGCUCCACUGAUCAUCUGAAUCAGAUGUCCAUUGGUGGUUACCUGCAGCAUAGACACAUGCAGAAUGGAAACCUGGUGCAAAACAACAAUAAAGAUUCUGAUGUGGAUUCCGGUAUAGCGCAAUCAUUAACAAGGAUGAGAUUUGAUAAAGGAAUUAGAGACCUCCGUAAUGGGACAUCUGUGUGGGAUUCUACCCAUCUGCACCACAGACCAAUGUCAGCGGUGGAGUUUGGUCAUACAAGACAUGCUUUAGACAAGUUUGAAUUCCUAAAAGACUCCAGAACAUCAAGGAGGAAAGAUAGUGAUGAUGAUUCUAUCAUUCAAGAAAUACAACAUCACCCUGUGAUGACUGAAUACCAGUUUAGGGCUGUGAACCAGCAACAAGAGGAGGAGGUGGAUGACUCUGAUCCUAGCUUUGGGCUUCCAACCAUUACAGAGGAUGAUACAUUUGUUCGAGAAAUCUACCAACAAAGAAAGAAGCCCACUCCUUACAAAAUAGUGCAGCGGUGUCUGACAGCAAGGCCAAAUAGUGCUCCCACGUGGAAGAACUGUGCAAGUGAAAGCCAUGUGUCUGUGCUGUGUACACCAAGAAGAAAUGAGAAAUCGUGGAAAUUUUCUGCAAUAAGUCCUAGGGAAGAAGAGACAGAAAAUGUCCAAACAUUCAAGAGCAAAUCAGAGAGUCAUCUACAUGGAAAAUCAGAUGCCAGGUCUUUUUUCCAUGAUGAUGAUCAAUUCAAGUUUAGUCCUAAGAUUGAGGAGAAGAUACAAAGACACUCCAGAAAGUUGUCUCAGUUGAGUGAUUCUGACCUGUCAGAGACAACUCUCAUCUCCUCCCAAAUAGCUCUCAGUGAAAAUCACCUCAUUGGUGCACAUUAUGGUGAUCAUAAAGAAAUACCCCUCUCUCUGGAAACUCCUCAUAACUUUAACCCAAAGGAAAGAGUAACUGAUAACUCUUUUGCAAAACCAGGAUUUAAGGAGCCAUUAUCAAAAGUGCAAUUCAGAAAGGAUCUGAAGUUGACAGAUUUGAAUGAUGACAUUUUAGGACACAUGGGGGAUAGUGAUACAACUAACUCAGGCCUUUCAGAACCUGAGAGACUGACACCAUAUGAAGCUUCUGUGAUAAAAAUGGACCAACAAGGUUUAGAUGUAGAGGAUCUGAUUGAAAGUGACUCAGACAAUGUAUUUGCUAAGCCUCUAGUGUUAAACAAAAUUCCGAAGUCAGAACAUCGAGAAAAGGAGCUUAGGACUAAAUCUCCAGAGAGAGUGAUUAGUUCCCAUGUUACAGUUAGCAGGGAAUCAUCAGCUUCAGUGCCAGAGUCUGAGAAUACAGAUCCUGCUUCUGGCUCCUCAGAGCUUUCUGCAGAAUCGGACAACAAUCAAGGAGAUGGAAAUGCAGCAUCACCAUCCGCAGAAGACAUGUACGAUCCCCAGGACCCAGACUAUGCAACUGUUAUGUGUUCUCCUGUUGAUGGAAUGAAUCAACUCACCAUAUCAGAUCCUGUACAAGAAAUGACGAAAGAAAAACCCGAUACCUCCCAUCAUAUCUAUGCCAAAGUGAAACAUGUUAACAGAAAAACAGAUACAUCUGACUCAGAACAAGAGAAGGGUAAAUUUAGUAGCCCAGAUGAAGAAAUUAGACUCCAUGGUAAUGGAACUAACAAUUCUGAGAGUUAUGUAGUGGGACCGGGUACUAAGCUUAGUAGAAAAGUGUCACAGAGUACCCCAAAUGUGGCAGAGACCUCUACUUACAACUCUAACCAGGAAGUUCCUCCAUUACCGGACAGGAAUUAUGGGAGUACCACCAACUUGGCCAAGAGUAAGGAACUGAGUGGAUCCAGGAUUUCUCUGUCAAAUAAGAUGAGCAACCUUCGGGCAGCAGCAAAGAGCAAGUUCAAGACUCUGCGAAAGGCCGUAAGUCUGGAUAAAGGGAUCAAUAAGACGCAGGGGGAGUUCCGGCCAGAGGACCUCUCAGCAGACAUGCCUCCUCAGGGAAAACCCCCAAAAGCCAAGAAGGGGAGAUCUCUCAAGAAAUUAUUUGGGAGGAAAAGUUCCAAACACAGAUCCACAGAGAUCUCUAAUCAUGGAAGCACAGAGACUUCAGAUAAGGUGAUGGUGACUGGACAUUGUAGUUCAAUAGAGUCCAGGAAAUCAGAAGACGAGAUCUCGAUCAGUCAGCUGAGGGAAGUCCUUCCUGAUGGGACACAGAUCGUAGAACUGAACAGACGACACAAGGGACCAAUCGGAUUCUACAUAGCAAGAGGGAGCACACAAUUCAAACAUGGAAUCUUUGUGUCUCGAUUCUCAGAAGAGGUAGAUGCUGAUGAACGAUUUGCUGGACUGUUAAAUGUAGGAGAUGAGAUAUUAGAAGUAAAUGGACACAAUAUCAGUGAUGCGUCACUGGACGAUGUGUACGACCUCAUGGCUGACCAGUCUCUAGAGGUCAAGAUUUUACCACUGUUGUCUCGUAAGGAUAUUCAUGAACAGUCCACGUGCUGAAUUUCUUGGGAGAUGUUACAUAUUCAUAUUGAAUUGCAAUAAUUAAUCUACAGUUAUUUGCAUUUGCAUGGUAUAAAGAUAUCUAUCAAAAAGGAUUUUUUUUGCAAUAGAAGUAUGCAAUUAUUGUCCACUUCAUUGCACUGUUUUACAAUAUUUACCAUAAAGAAAUGUAUCCUCCCAAUUAUAUUGUGUUACACAAUUUACAUAAUAUACUAAUAGGAGUAUACCAGAACUUAAAUGAAAGGUGUGGUGGAUCUUACAUUUUUUUCAAACCAUAUUUAUUUAACGAGUUAAAUUUUGACAUUUAAUUGCCAGAAACCAAUGAUAAAGAAGCUAUGUUCUAUUGUGAUGGAGAUUAUGUAUUCACCUCUGUGUUAUGAAAAUGAAAUGUUGAUUUCAACUAUUGUGUGUGAUUAAUUUAAAACCAGUUUUGUGACAUUCUAAAACAUAUCAUUUCCAAAACUGUAAAUUUUUGUAAUGUUUCAUGAAGUUAACAAACAAGUCAAUUUUAAAUACAAAUGUGAUGAAAUAUUCUGUUAAACACUUGUUGAGUCUUCCGCUAAAUGUUUGAACCACCUGUUCAAAUUUUGAUCAUGCCAACUUUCAUGUUGAAUGUGUAAAUGUUAAAUGUUCUCUUUAAUUAGAAUUAUUGUACUUUAUAUACAAUUUUCAAGUGUAGAGUAUUUUAUACAAAUGUUCAAGAUUGAUUCUCAUUCAAGAUCCCAAAAAGAAACUACUGGUAGAUAACUUUAAAGAUUUAAAAGUUAUUGGAUUCUGCAUAUUUUAGUUAUUUUGAAUUCAUUUUUGGUGCACUACUUAAUGCCCAUAAAUUAGUAACCACAGCAAACUAUUUUAUGACAUUAAAUACUGGUGCAUACAUAAUUUUAUAUGUGCAACUUCACAACCCCAUCAUAUUUUCAUCCCAACUAAACAGAAAAUUCAUCAGUCAAAAAGUGUCAAGUUCCCAGUAAACUUAAAUGACUUGUUGUAAGGAGAUGGGUGAACAUGAUGAGCGAUAAGCCUAUAGUGUGACAAACAUGAAGAUGAAAAAUUAAAUUUCAAAUCUCUACAAUUUGCAAAAAUCCCUCAAAGAUUGAAAUUAUUUGCCUGUGAAAUAUUAGACACACACUAAAGCGGGCAAAAAGAGUCAUUUUCUCAUACUAUAACACUAUUUUUCGAUAUGAGUGGGUCUUCGCUCCACCUUUUUGAAAGAUAAUCCUCAAAGUUUGCAUACAAAUGUACAUUUUUUGGUUACCAAAAAUAUGGAGCAAUGACCCACUAUACCUUAAAAAUAUACUUUUAUGACAUAACAUUCGCAUCUUUUCAAAAAAUAGUUGAAGUCCAUUAAGUCAAGGGUCAUAUCACAAACAUGAUUUAAAUGCCACUAUUCAUCAGGACUUGUGUAGUCUAGUGGUUAGCGUGCUAGUCUCGAAAGAAAAUGAUACUCAGGAUUUUUAUUGCUAGGGUUCAAACCCCACGAAUACCACAUUAAUUUUUUUAAUAAAAGAAUAAAUUUUGCGGAGAAAAUUUUCCUCAGAAAAGUUUUGUAUAUCACAAUUUCAUAAAUUUCAAUAAUGAGAACUUUACUCUAAAUAUUAAAUUCACAAACUGAACAUGAUUUUUGUAUUUCUGAAGCUAUAGGCUUUCUGCACGCUAUGUUCGCCCGUCUCCUUUGUCUUAAACACAGUCAAGUUUUAAUUCAUUUAUGGAAUUUCAUUAAAAGGUCCUCUUUUACCAAGGACAUAAAAAAAAGCUUUUUUUGAAGUUGAAGACACUAAAUAUGUAUGAUUUCACCAUAAAUAUUAUCAAAGCUCCUCUUUAUUUCCAUGAACUCUCAUCUUUAAUUAAAGUCCCCACAAUUAAAAGGCCUGGGGUUUAUAAAUUUUCUUAGACUUUAAAGUUGAAAAAAAUAAUCUAAAAUAAUACAGUAGAUGUGAAUUUGCAUAUUUUUCUAUAGACACAUUGUAAAAGGUACAGAAUAUGAGGCUGUAACCUCUACGCAGAUUUAACAAUCUUGCCAUGUCUUUUGUGAUUUUAACAUUUGAUAUUACAGCAUUAUUUAUUACAUUGUAUUUAUUUUGGUACUUCAUAUUUAUUGCAUGUAUUUUACAUCUAUAUGUGUAUUUAUAAUACAGAAAAUGAUAU